This is a messenger RNA of Cooperia oncophora, 333 nucleotides long. NCBI's taxonomy places the organism in Eukaryota, Metazoa, Nematoda, Chromadorea, Rhabditida, Trichostrongylidae. The record is from the annotation of a GenBank genome assembly.
AUGAGCGUACUCCUCCGGGCUGAUCCAAGGGACGUGCACGACUCAGUGAAGGAGUUAAUUCUAUACAGCAGUCUAAACAAUGGCACAAGAAGUACCACAAAGAGGCGGCAAAUGAGUUGGAAAAAAAGAUCGCUUUACAAUGAGAGAUGGAAAGAAGACCGCAAGGUAAGAGGCCUGAAUAUGAAGAGACGAGAUGUGCAACGAUCGCGAAAUUUGGGUAGAAGCAAUAGGAGAGAUGUGAUCAAAGAGCAAAGGAGCUAUAGGUGUCGCAAGCUUGGGCACAUCAGUAAAGACUGCCCUUCGAGAGGAAGUGUGGCGAAACAAAGGCAGUAA